AUGUUGGCCUUUCAUUUAGACAUCACAUUGUUGUGUCUAUAUGUACACGUCGGGUUAUUUUGUGACUAAGGAUCGCUUAGGCUACAACACGAAAUAGGACGGAAUUUUGUUGUCGCAAGCAGAUAUAGUGUACACUGUGGCGGCAGAUUCCUUUAACUGUAUUCCGCCGGAUUCCAAUGCCCAGGAUUCCAGAUUCCACAAACAAAGAUUUCACGGAUUUCGGAACCCGGAUUAUCCUUUCCAUGGGGAGAUAAUUAUCUGAUCGUCUCUUAGGUCCUACAUUUCUUAGCCGUGGACUCUUUCCGUUUCGUAUUUGUAGGGCUCUAUGUGGCCGAUGCAAUUUGGUCUUGCAUGCUGUGCCGUUGAAAUGAUGCAGUUUGCUGCACCAAGGUAAAAAAUUAUAAAAUACACAGGAAUCCCAGCCAUACGACCCGCCCGUUAUUUCGACGAUUGGCUUGUCAAAGCCUAGUUAUUCAUUCCUUGACGGUAACCUCGCUGUUGUGAACAGAACACCUCGUUCUUCGACCAAUCAUCACCAUUUGAAUUCUCCUGUGGUUAUCUUGUCGUGGAUAAGACCCGGCAGUGGAGCGCCAUGUCUGGUGAUGUCGGAUAGAGAAUAGCCUGCGAAGGGGAAAAAUCAGAUCCCCACCCUGGGCUUCUCCUUCUCCUUUUGACGCCUGCCAUGCAGGCUAGAUAGGGAGCAGGAAGCAGUCAGUGAAACACUUUCUUUUGUCAGGGUUAAAAGUGUGUGAUUAAGAGUCAGCCGAUUUGGGAUUUCCAUCAAAUACCACAAGAUUUUCGUUCAAUCUUUUGAUCUUCUCUUUCAGAGGCAAAUGGCUUUUUCUGUGGCAUGAAUUUUUGCGUAAAUGUCUUUUGAUUCCUUUUUUUCAGAUAUGACAUGGAUAGGUUUGGUGUUGUCUUUCGAGCAAGUCCCGUAAGUUGCUUAAGUUUCAAAUUUUUCUUUCACUGUUCUUGUCAUUGAAACAUUAAAUCUAGUGGUCUGAUAUCCAGAGGAAAAUAUAGUUUCUUUGACUAAGACUCUUCUGGUCAUAAUUACCCUAAAGACAACAAGUACCCGUAAUUAAUACACACUGCACCAUAUUGCAAAUCACUUUGUCUGUUUUCGAAAAGCUUUUGGGAUAUCGAACGGAAACUUGCGUCUAUUGAACUCAUUGUUUCCUCAUAUACUUACGAUCAGUUUUUUUCUGCUUUUUUCAGCGCCAAGCUGAUGUAAUGAUUGUUGCUGGAACUCUGACCAACAAGAUGGCUCCAGCUUUGAGAAAGGUGGGAGGGUGCAAUGCACUCGACAGGACCUUGACUGUCGCAAUUUGUAAUAAUCGUCGUGCUGUGGAAACGACCUGUCGCAAUUUUUAAUAAACCAUGUAGCAUUUUGCAGUAAGAGAGCUGUUGCGAUUUGUAACAAACUAAGCUCUCGCAAUUUGUGAUAUUUCCAUCGUACUUUGUAAUGCCUGUCGCAAUUUGUAAUAUACCGUUUAGCACUUUAUAAUAAGAAAGCUGUCGUAUUCAUAGAGAUUGAGAUCCUGUUAAGGUGAACAUGCCUUGAAGCAAUGAUACAAGACAGCUAAAAUGCCUUAUGGCGACAAAGAAAAAAAGAGGUGGGUUGAAAAUAUGACAGCGACCAAGAAAAGCGUAAGUACAACCUUGCUAGAGAUCCACACGUGAGCCACGCAAGACGCGUAUUCUGAAAAAAAAAAAAAUAAACAAUAAACAAAUUUAAUCGUCUGUCGUUAUCUUAAUUUAAGUGUAGGUUUAAUCGUUUUCCUGUGAUUCUUUUUUUUAUAUAUAGUUGUAUGACCAGAUGCCUGAACCACGCUGGGUGAUAUCCAUGGGAAGGUAAGUUGUGCAAGAGAAUCGAACUGACUGCUCUUAACAUGCCUAACGACAAAUUGUUAAAAACAAUAAAAUAAAUAUAUAAAUAAAUGGACAAAUAAAUAAAUAAAUAAAUAUCAUUACUCCAGUGCUCCUUUCACUCUUAAAAGUUCCGUAAUAUAUUCAACUAAUCCUAAUUUUCUCUUUGUGAGUAUAUUCUCGUGAGUCUGAAUAGUCACUACAAGUAUUCCACUGGCACAAAGGCAGACGGAAUCUCAAGAAUUCGUAGGCAAAUUCAGUUCAUCUUCAAAAAGAUCAGACAAUUCACAAACGAAGUGAAUCAAACUGAAUCCUGUAAAUGACCCUGUUGAGUUUUAGAUCUGAUCUGAGUUUUGAAUAGUUUCGUUAAAAAUGUGAAGUAACAGAAGCAAUUUGCUUUUCUUUUCCACUUUUAGUGAAGACCGAGAAGGGGAGCCAUACGCUUUGUUUGGUGCAAAAAAUCAAAAGGCACCGGUUGAAGUAAUUUUAAUCUAUCCCCUGUUUUAUCAUCAGCUGUGCAAAUGGUGGCGGCUACUAUCACUACUCCUACUCAGUAGUUCGAGGUUGUGACAGGAUCAUUCCAGUGGAUAUCUAUGUACCGGGCUGUCCUCCUACUGCUGAGGCUCUGCUCUAUGGUGUCCUGCAGCUGCAGAAAAAGAUUCGACGCAGCCAUCCCAUCCGCAUGUGGUACCGGAAGUAACUUAAGUACGUGUGCAUAUCCAGUAACGUUUACCUGAAUUCUUUGGUGUUAACUUCCUCUCAUUAUAAGGGAGCUUAAGCAUCAACGACGACGGCGAGGGCAACGAGAAAGGCAAACAAGCAAUAGUUUUAGAUUAGCAAAACAACAACUUUGCACUUGCAUCACCGCGCUUUUUUGUUGCACAUUUCUUUGCCGUCCUUACACGACUGCGACUUGAAACUUCCUGAUUACACGUGUUAUGGAGGACGUAAAUGCAAGACAACGAUUUUCCUUUUCCUGUUUCUGAUCUUGGAUAAAGUCAUUCAGGAUUAUCUCCAGAAAAAUCGCCCACAAAUUGAACAAGGUAGAAUUGUAGCGAUGAAGUUUGAAACAGCGCGAAUUCAAUUUCCAAGUGACGUUUUCGCUACCGUUGUCGUCGUGUUAUUUUCUCAAGCUCCCUAUUAUUUCUUAGUCUGGGAAAAAAGUGUCCAAUUUUGGGUUCGUGUAUAGGGAAUACAAAUACAUUAGAGAUACGCCGGUGGCCAGGGCUUAGAAUGGACCCAACAGUGCCACCUUUGUGUGGACCAGUCCUCAGUUCACGCACUAUAGUCAUGUAUCUCGGAUACCGGACUCUUGAAAACAAUCAACCUGGAAAUGGGGUUGUAACCUAGUGACAGUCUCGGGCGAGUUUAACAUUAUUGCGUCAAGAAAGCAAUAAUAAAUUUUUCUUCUUUUCUUGAUAAAGUAUUUGAGGAAGAGCUCUGUUUACUUUUUCAGGUUAUCUGUCGAGGAUGGCCCCUGUCAUAAGUUGCAAGAACUUUUAGGUUUAGCUGUAGCUUAGCUUUUUGGGAGUAACGUAUCCACGAAGAAUACUCCAAAUAACUGUGGCUGCCCUAAUUCAAGACCUUUUCAAACGAAAAACACCGACGGAUUAAGUUUGUGAGUCCCACACUCUUUUAAAACAAGCGUUGUUAACGUUGUUCAAGUGUAAUAACUACGACAUUUUCCCGCUAUUAGACUGCACUGUUUUUUUUCCGAUGACGAUGAAAAAAACCCUGGUAUUUUGACAGAAAAGUCCGAAAUUUGAACAAAUUGUUAGGGAAUGGCCACUGAUUGAAUAAUUCCCGCAGACUUCAAACUGAGUCUGUCAUCAUUAUUUGUUGUCAUUAGUAAUUGUUUUUACCUGUUUAUUAGUUUCCAGUCUUUUUCUAGAUGUUUAAAUUUCACUGUAAUCUUUUUAACCGUCACCUCUGAAGAUUUGUUGUUACAUACGAAACGUCAAGUCUUUAAAAUCUUAUUUUUUUGCAUGCACCAUGCAUUGUUUCAUCAUGUCAUUACCGCAGUUUGUAUUCUAUUUUUACUGAUUGAGAAGUUGUUACUAACAGUUACUGCUAUAAGAUGAAAUUAAAUAACGUCUUCUCUUAAAAAUGUCUGCUUCAGUCUCCGAGUUCUGAAAGCCCGCCUAAUACGGACACCCGGAUAAUACGGACACUAUGGCAUGUCCCCUUAGUGUCUGUAUUAACCGGGUUCCACUGUACAUGGAAGUUGCUCUCUCCGGGUUUCUGGCCCUUUGCAACCCACCAGUUCCUGAACUAAGACUAUGAGCUGAUAUCAGCUUAGGAUUGCGGACAGUAUAGCCAUCAACCCAGACAUGGUCCGUGGCCCAAACUAGAACUUUAAACCCUGACUCAUUAUGACAGGAGUUUAAGCCUUUUAGCGUUCUCACAGUGGGAACAGUAGCGGAGAAUAGGAGAGGGCUCAUUCGCCCCCCUUUAUAAACUGCGACCAGGCGUUCUUCAUCAUGUGUUUGUUUGUUUGUUUGUUUUUUUCGGGAUAGUACGAAAAUCUGCCAGAAAGCAAAGGGCACCUCCCAAAAUAAAAGGGAAGAAGGACCCACCUGAUUAGCCUGCGAGCAAGCUCUCCAUUUGGGGAAGUCGCGAGAAGUCACGUGAGAGUAACACGCGAAAGGAGACGCGAGUUGCUAUCAGGCUAAAGCAGGCUAUACCCGAUCGCAGGUUACUGCAAUGCCGCCUCCAUUAACGUCUAAGCUUCACUGCGAGUUUGCCUUGCUAUUGAUGAGCGUUCUCAUCAUCUAUUUCUUGUUCAUGGGGACCGUAGCUUUAUAACCUGCCUGAAAUCAAAUUUCCGGUUUUUCCGACUCUGAUUUCGAAAAUUUUCCCCAGUCGGCGACUUCCGGCGACCAUAGUGCCCAGCCUUCUCGAAACUUUACUUCGAAUCGAGGCUAUUAUGUAAGAUCCAACAUGGCGGUUGCACUGUGUAAAGGUGAGUAGUAUUGGAUUGUUCUUUCUCAAUUGAAAUUGGGCUAGUUUGCUCUUAAAAUACAUCGAAGCAACGUUUUGGUGUUAGCCCAAUUACUUUCUUAUCACUCGUAUUGAUACUCAUAAAGUGGUAGCUUUGAUCUUUCAGUGGCAAAAUUUUCCGGCAAUAUUAAGGCCUUAGCUUCUGUUGACGUAUUAAAAAGCUGACAUGCUUUGUUUCUGUAUUUAAUACGUGCAUUUAUACUUGAUUGUGAACACGAGUUACAAAAAUGCCUGCUUGGUAAUGGUCUUUGUGGGAGCCAUCAGACAUCCUUUUUGCUUUGCUUAUAUUUACCCGUGUACAAUAAAGACAGAUAGAUUGGAGACAGCCAACCCGGCGAAUUUCAUUUCAUUUAUAUAUCGAUAAACUUCAGAAUACCUGGCCACUUAUUUUGCAUUUUGUUGAAUGGUGAACGUGCCUUCUGAAAACAAUUUUUUUUGAAAAACCGAUAAAAUUUGACGAUCAAUCUUUUUUUUUUGUCGAUUUUAAUUUCUUAGUGGUUGUGCAUGUUUUUCAAGGGAUUAAUGUUUGUUGAUUUAUGUUGUACAUCCCAGUGGCAGUAAAAUGUAUAUCUAUGUUUGUACUUUGAUUUUUCUGUUAAUGAUUUAUGAACGUGCACAUUCACUAAAUUUUCCACAGCAGCAAUAACUAUCAAUAAUUAUUUACAGUUAACUCCCUAUAUAGUGGACACUGUUGGGACCUCGAGUUGUUGUCCCUGUAAAAGCAGGAAAUUUAUUUCAGUCAAAUGUCUGUAAAUUAAUUUUGCCUGGGAUUUAGCUGCAGUCAGUAUUAGUGAGGUGUCUGCAAUGUGAGAGUUGACUAUUUUAUAGCUCAGUCAAUUCAAAGCAUUCCUGACACUCAAUCUCCCCUUGUUCCCUUGGCAUUAAUUUGUUGAGAACUUGUUGUUUUUUGGACAUCUGAAAUUCCCCACAGUGGGGCCAGCAGAUUUCCGCAAAUGUCCCGUCUUGGAUACAAGGCAAAAAUUAAAGAAAUUUCUGAGAGAAGCCUAAGAUGUAAAUCUAUGCUGUAUGUAAAUGAAAAUAAAUUUAGAGUGAUCUCAACUCAUAGUCCAUUAUGUGCCUUGAAAUUCUGUGAAGUUCAACUAAAAACUCAAGGCUUUAAAAGUCCUGGAAAUCCUUGGCUCAUUUGUAAAACCACAGUUUCAAGAAGGUAAUACGACAGUCACUGGUUUUCAAUUUUCAGCCACCUUAUUUUGCCAGAAAGAAAAUGUUUUCAAGCUAUAGAUGCAUGUAUAUCCUAAAUUAGUGUAGUAACAAAUUUGGUGAGGAAGAUUGAGAGUUUUAGUACAGUGUAGAUCUCCACACGCUUAUUAAUAUUGUUAUUGUUGCAGGUCGCAGUGCCUUGCCAGCAAUAAGUCGUGGAAUUUUUAACAACUUGAUUGUCUGGAGGGCAGGUCCUCAAGGGUAAGUGAAAGUGGAGCUCAGUUAUCCUUAACAAAAGAACUCCAGAACAGAAUUAGUUACACUAUUAAAUUACAUGUAAAUUGUAUAUAUUUUAAAAGUAUAAUAUUGAAGCAAAUUGAUUGCUUUUGUGGCCAAGUGAAUUGUCUGUGGUUACCUUCAGCCGUGUAUGGGUCUUGCCUUUGGUUGUACAUGUACUUACCAUUUUUCUUGCUUCUUUAGACUCGUGGCUGUGAGUAAGAAUCAGAGCACUGCGGCAGCUGCACCAGCAAAAGGACGUCUGGACAAUGCUGCAGGUUUGUAUGCCUUGUAGAAUUCUUCUGUUUACAUUUUGAUUUGAUUAAAUAUUUUGUUUCUUUAAACAUGUGACAUGUAGCACUGAAAAAUUAAUCAUUCCAAUUCUGUUCUUGCAGAAUUUGUUGUUGCCAAAAUUGAUGAUAUAGUCAACUGGGCACGCAGGGUAAGGAAACAUGUACAGUAGAUAAUGUAUGUACAGUAAGAACCCGCAAGUAUUAAAGAACCUGCAUUUUCCCAAGUUAGCCUAUACAGGCUCUUACAUAAAUGGCAAUUAGCUCAAAUUUAAGCUUUUUAAGUUCUUAAAUGGGUUCUUAUUUUUCUUAAGUAAACAUACAUUGUAACUUAGGUGGUAUUACAUUAAUAACAAUUUAUUUGAUUUGAUUUUCAACAAUGUUGGCAUUUGCAUGGCAUUUGGAGUGAUAAGGCACCUAUGUCUAUAAAGAUGAUCCUGAAUGUUGAGUUACCAAUAUUUGCCCAAGUGUACAGAAUUUUUUUCAUAGGUGUUAGAAAAUAAGAAUUUGUUUCAAAUUUUAUUUUAAACAGGUUCUUGUUUUAAGGGGGCUUAACUGGCAAAUUCUAUCCUUACAGGCUCUUAAAAACCAGUUUCUUACUUGCUGUUUUUUUCUGUUUAACUCAGACCUGUCAUAUUUUUUCAGUCUGAUCAUGCUACCAGUACUUGAAUGGAGAAUUAGGUCUCUGAAGUACCAAAUAAAACAGGCAUAAUCAUUGUCUUUUGACAACUGUAACAUUAUUCAACUUUUCUCAAUUUUGAAUACCCCCUAAACUAUACACGUAGGUAGAAGAAAAACCCUGGAAUGUUGUUUGUCCUAUUACCAGGGCUCGAAAUAAGUCCUUUCCAGUAGUCAGGGACAAGUAGAUUUUUUUGCUGGGGAAGUAACUUUUUAAAAGCUUACUUGCUGCCAACUGGGCAAGGGUGGUCCAGGCAGGUCAUCCUCUGACAACAUCAUUAAUUAAGACAAGCAAGCAGUGGCCCCGGACAAGUAAAAUGUGAUAGCUGCUUUGCCAAAGGACAAGUUGGAAGUCAAGUUUUUUUUACAAGCCCUGUAUUGUGUCUCUUCCAUAUCACACACAGAAUUUGUGUUUUAUAAUAUUUCUAAUUCUACAUAAUGUAAUUGUGUAAUCCCAUCACAGCAAAUGUGACAGGAGAUUUUCUUUUGGCAGGGCUCUUUGUGGCCAAUGACAUUUGGUCUGGCAUGUUGUGCUGUUGAAAUGAUGCACUUUGCUGCUCCAAGGUAGGGUUUCAAUGUCAUACAUGUACAUGUAGAUCUAUGCAUGGACAAAAUAGCAAAGCAUGGACCACUGAUUCAUACUCAUACCUUUUUUAAACCCUCUAACAAGACAACUGUUGUGUCUCUCACUCGAAUUCUGUGUCUUGAGAUGAGUUCCAACUGGCCAGAGAGUGGUAGCUUACUUUUGAGUGCUACUGUAAGCUCACUUCAGUUUUGCAGUUAUUUCAAAAGCCUAAGAAUGAGAAAAUUAGUUUUUCAUUGAAGAUAAUUAUUGAACUGAUAGGAUCAAGCUCCAACCAAAUUUCUCAAGUUAUUUUAAUUCUUAACAACUCAAGUUUCUGAGAUUGCUUUUCAUGGCACUAAAACCUUGAUGCACAGAAUGCAAGAGUAUAGUUCUCACCUUCGGGAUUGUUCCAUAAGAAUUCACCAAUAUGUUUAUGUGUUUCAAUUUUUCUCUUUGUUUUCAGGUAUGACAUGGAUAGGUUUGGUGUCGUCUUCCGUGCAAGUCCAGUAAGUAUUUUAAAGUUCAUACACAUGAGGCUCUCAAUUAGAUCUUAAUAAAUGAAUAAAGGUUAAUACUUACUUUAUGGCUGGGUGGUUUUUCUUUUAGCAGCCAUUUUGAAUUUUGUAGACAGCUUGUGCAAGGUCUGGGAGGCCUCAAAAUCCUUAAGAGGUAUGCUUGCUUGCCAUACCAAGAAGCUUCCAAAGAUUUUUGGGAAUAUCCAACUAUCCCGGACGCCCAAGAUUGCUUGGUCCCAGAACUCAUGCCAGCUGACUGCAAAUUCAAAAUGGCCACCAAAAGAAAACAUGCCCACACAUUGCAAUGAAAGUAAUCUUUAAUCAUUUAUUGUAAUCUAAUUGGACUUAAGAACCCCCUGUGGUCACACACUUUCUCAAGAGAAUAAUCAUUCAGAUGAUCAGACAGGGGAAGUUUGUCAAAACAUUAUAAGACUUAAAAGAUGUAAAAGUCUAUUUCUGAUACUCUUAGUCCCAUAUAUAACCUUCAUCGCAGGAAAUAAAAGUAUCACUGAUUAUCAGCUUUUACUGCUGUUCCUGAUAUCGUACAGUUACUUGCACCCAGCAUGUCUUUAUAGACAUAAUGCUUUUGAUAUUUUUCUGCUUUGUUCAGCGUCAAGCUGAUGUAAUGAUUGUUGCUGGAACUUUGACCAACAAGAUGGCUCCAGCUUUGAGAAAGGUAAAACAAAGGCAGUAUGUUGUUGCGAUUAUUCUAAGAACAGUUUGCCCUGAGGCAAACAUAACAUACUUUUGGAGUUAAAGCCCUCUUGAUAGAUGGACAGCUAAACUUGCUGGUUACUGGUGGCUGUUUUUAGGAUCAUCCCUGUACAAUGAAACUGGCCAGCUCCUAUGACAGGCAGCUUUUCUGCUUUGUCAGGGGAUCUGACAUGGUUGCCACAGGUCAGGAAAUAGUCUGGGAAUUUCACUUCAAGCCAGGGAAAAGUUAAUCUUUGAAAGAAGUCAGGGAAAAGUAGAAUUUUGAGAGUAUAUAUUUAUUCUUUUCCUUCUACUUUACUGUUUUCUAACAUUAAAAAUUCUUUUGUAAAUUUAUGGACAUGAAUAGUUUGAAGUUGGUGGAAUAUUGUGCAUGAAAUUGAACCACAAGCUGAUGUUGACUUUUCAAGAAGAUCAAUUUUUUUGCAUGUUAUGUUAACUGACAAACUAUUAUUCAUGUACACUACACGUUGCUCAGGGUGGAGGGGAUGGCUGUGAGGAUGGCUGUGAGGGAAGAGUUGAGUCUAUUAUCAGGCCUAAUAAUUUGUGAAAUUGUUAAUUCAGUUGGUCAGGGAAAUUUUACAUUUGUCAGGAAAAAGUCAGGGAAUUUCAGAAACCACUGGCUGUGGCAACCAUGUCUGAUGAGAGGUAUUUACACUGUCGGUGUGGGGUUAGAUCUUAUAUUCAAUAUUUUGAAAAAAACAACAACAACAACAACAAAUCCAGACAUACAUGAAGGCGUAGCACACUAACCUGUAACCGAUUCAUUUUUAAUGGUAAGAAGGGAAAAUUUCACAGCAAUGAUUCAAGCAUUAAUUUUCCCUGGGGUGAUCAUUUUAUUAAUUCUCGUAACCUUUUCUCUUGGACACAUAUUGAUAUUGUUAGGAGAAAAUUGAUGUUGGUCUUUAUUGGAAGUUAAAGGGUUAAACCAAUUUGUUUUGUCCAAGGUGGCUGAAAAAAUCGGGAUUCCACUGUAUUAUUGCCCACAGACUUAAACAUUAGAGUGGCAAAUAAUCUAAAUUCCAUACAUGGUUUAGGAGAGAAUAGGACAAGUAAAAUAAUAUUUUACCAGUACUUACAUGUAGUUACUGUUAGUUAUUUAAGUUGUUUUUCUGAUUGAAUUUUGUUGUUAGGUGUAUGACCAGAUGCCUGAACCACGCUGGGUGAUAUCCAUGGGAAGGUGGGUUAGGUUUUAAGAUCUUGUAUGGCCCUUGCUGUGCUAUUACAUGUAAUCUUAUGUGCCUUUUGCAUUUUGGACAAUUGUGAAAAUAUUUUUAAAAAAUUCAAUAAUUUCAUUAAAAAAUUAACAUUAUGAAAAUUCCGCAAUUAUUAAAAUUAUUAAAAUUCUUUAAUCCCCAAUGUCCACAUAUAGACUCUCCAGAUUGACCUAUAUUCCUUCCUAAUUCCUUGCAAGCGAGAUUUGGAUUAAAGAUCAAAGCAUUCUCCCUGUUUUUUUUUAACUAAUUCUCAUAAUAGUUUAUCUUGAUGAUGUAUGUAUGUUGGUAGGAGAAAAUUAAUGUUGAUAACUCUUAGGAAGGUUAAUAGAAAAGUAGCUUUUCCUGUUCACACCACCGAAUUUUCCAAGAGAACAGCUGUUUCUCCGAUAACCUAAACUUAUAGUAGCAAAGAGAAAAUUUCCCAGCGUGUGAUGAAGGGUGCAGUAAAUAAAAGACAAAAUGAGAAAAUUAAUAGCAGGCGUGAAUAGAGCUAAAUUUUAUCCCCUGUUUUAUCAUCAGCUGUGCAAAUGGUGGUGGCUACUAUCACUACUCCUAUUCAGUAGUUCGUGGCUGUGACAGGAUCAUUCCAGUGGAUAUCUAUGUACCAGGCUGUCCUCCUACUGCUGAGGCUCUGCUCUAUGGUGUCCUGCAGCUCCAGAAAAAGAUUCGACGCAGUCAACCCAUCCGCAUGUGGUACCGGAAGUGACGUAAGUGCUUAAGUUGACUCCAUGCUCAAAACUCGAUUCUCGAAACUCGAAGCUAUGCGCCGCGAACAUUGCGGAUUCUUAAGUCUAGAGUUUUGUGUUUUUGAGAAGCAAGUGUUCUACUAGAAAGGCAAAGCGACAAUUAUUUUCGUAGAUCUAGCCUUUCCCACACCAUUUCAGAAAUUCGACUUUGAUGGUGUCGUACAAUUCAAGGCUAAUCAGGCUCGUGAUUUCAAAUCGAAAUUACUAGCCCGAUUACUCCCUGAAUUGUACUCCACUCAGUCCUAUUACCAUUACAAAACGGACACCUAGAGUUGGUGAUAUUCUCUGACUUUCUUUAAGGUGGACUCUCUAAGAUGAAGGCUUUGUGCCGGUCCAAGAGAGAGUUGCCGACAAAUGAGCAUUUAAAAGAUAGAGGCCAGAGCCAGAGAUGAAAAUAGUCAUUAGGUCGUAGUUAUGAUUAGGCACCGUUUUUCAGGGUGGGCGUUAAAUCUCGCACGUCGUCUGGUGGAAUAGAGGGAAGUUUUUGUGAAUUGUGUGAGUAACAAUUAUGUCAACGUCAGAGUAUAAGCCUCAUUCCCAAACCGUUUACAAGCAUCACCUCAAAAUAAUGAAAGGAUGUAUUACCUGUACUCAACCUUCUCAGCUGGUGGUUUCGUUUGGUGCGCGGCGAAGGAAAUUUCUUCGCGUCAAUGGACAAAUUCGUGGGAAAAGCAAACGAAACUGGAAACUCGAAAUUGUGUUUCCAUCCGAAUGAUUCGCAUAGAUUUGAAUUCUCCCUUUUUACAGUUGUUUUGGUGCAUAAAUAUUUACAGUCGAAGAAUGGCAGGAAUCUUGGUAGAAGUCGUGAUCUUCGCCAUGGGAAGUGUGCGAUAAGCUAGAAUAAAAAUCAGCAUGCGGCUUAUCCAUUUGUGACCAUUUCCUUACCCUUGGCGUUCAUUGUAAUGUCAAGGUACCGUCCCACGCAAACUUGUUUCCAGGUUCCCUCUCUUUUUCUUCAAGGAAGAGAGAGUACCCUGGGCAAUCAAGUUUGACGUUAUUAUUAUUUCUGUUGGUUUGUCUCACGUAGACAACUUAUGUUCAGCAAUAUUUUGGGGAUUUGAAAGCGGUUAAUCAAAUAUAGUGCCAUUCUGUUUGUAAGAGAAUGUUUUAUGUUGAAAUUAUCGCGUGAAAUAGUUCGGUCUUCACAACCUGAAAACGCUUACAUGUACAUAGUUUCUUCGGGUCAGUUGUUCUUGUUCCGUUUUCUAAGCUACCAGCAGUCCCUGUUUUUUCUUAGUCUGUCGAGCGAAAUGCGCGAGACACAAAAUUGACCACGCACGUGACUGAAGGCGCGAGCGUGGCCAGAAUCCUCUCAAUAAAUGUGAAGAAAGACUAGAGAGACUGCAUGCACCUGUUGUCCCCUUUCCCUCUCUCAAAGAAUCAACUCUGUCACUCCUGUACGAAAAAUACCAAGCAACAGUCUGCUACAAGUGAAAGCAAAAUUCCCGAAGUUCUGUUGAAGAUGUUGAAUUUGAUUUGUCGCGCCACAGGAUUUAUAAUGAUGCUGUCUUUAAACUCAAACGUUGCAGCAAAUUUGUUCUGCAAACAUGUGACCGAGUUUGCGGGCGUUAUGCUGGGAUCAAAACUGCUCGUAAAAAUUGCUUACCCUGCUAAAAAUCUGGUCGGCAGAAUUGUUCAAUCUUGGCACGCGUAUAUGAGGCGGGACUAGUUCAAAGAAAUUGUGCUAUGUAUAGCAAGCCCUAAACAAAGAAUAAUUGUAAGCUAAUUCCUUUUAUUUCUUUUCAUUUUCUUUUACAGAAAGGACGUUCUGCUUCUUGCUCUUUAUUGAAUCAGCCGAAUCUUUUCUUUCAUUGUAAAUACAAGUUCCUUGCGUGGAUUUCUUUUGUGAGAGAGAUCAAAACUAAGCUUGAAUGGCUUUGUGAAUCAUCGCUAGGGUAAUUUAUCAGUGUUUUUCUUGAUGAUUGUUUAUCUUUGUGGUAACGGGUCAAAACAGGAUUAUUUUUUUGAUAUUAGUAAGACACGAAACGCUGUAUCAGAAUAUAGCAUUUUACGUGUAUGACAUUGGCAAUCAAAAGUUUCUACAACAAAUGCUCGUGCUAUCUGUUAUGUGGUAAUCAAGCAAACUAAAAAAUAAAAACAUUUUUAAAAAUACACGGUAUUUUGCUGAUCAGCAAUUUGUUUUUUUAAAAACUCUUGUGUGCUCUUGCAAAGCUGAAUGGAGUUUUCCUUUCACAUUUUGGCCCUCAAUUUCUUUCUUUGUUUUAUACUGCUUCAGCGUCAUCUCCCUCGUGAAU
Molecule: messenger RNA, 13283 nt
Organism: Porites lobata
Lineage: Eukaryota; Metazoa; Cnidaria; Anthozoa; Scleractinia; Poritidae
Source: the annotation of a GenBank genome assembly